AUGCAACCCACGCUCCUCCGCUCGUUUGCCUCGACACGCAGCAUCAUGUCCAACGUCUUCUUCGACAUCACCAAGAACGGCUCGCCCAUGGGCCGCAUCGAGUUCAAGCUGUUCGACGACGUCGUCCCCAAGACGGCCAAGAACUUCCGCGAGCUCUGCACCGGCGCCCCCGGCUUCGGCUACGAGGGAUCCAGCUUCCACCGUGUCAUCCCCCAGUUCAUGCUUCAGGGCGGUGACUUCACUGCCGGCAACGGCACCGGCGGCAAGUCGAUCUACGGCGCCAAGUUCGCUGACGAGAACUUCCAGCUCAAGCACACCAAGCCCGGUCUUCUCUCGAUGGCCAACGCUGGCCCCAACACCAACGGAAGCCAGUUCUUCAUCACCACCGUCGUCACCUCGUGGCUCGAUGGCAAGCACGUCGUCUUCGGCGAGGUCGUCAAGGGCAUGGACAUCGUCCAGGCCAUUGAGCGCGAGGGAACUGCCUCGGGCAAGACCAAGAGCCAGAUCACCAUUGCCAAGUCCGGCACUGUCUAA
Molecule: messenger RNA, 534 nt
Organism: Pseudozyma flocculosa PF-1
Lineage: Eukaryota; Fungi; Basidiomycota; Ustilaginomycetes; Ustilaginales; Ustilaginaceae
Exons: 3
Coding region: 1-534 (177 amino acids)
Biological process (GO): protein peptidyl-prolyl isomerization; protein folding
Molecular function (GO): peptidyl-prolyl cis-trans isomerase activity
Source: RefSeq, a predicted model, not a curated record